AUGAGGUUGUGGCGCGAGAGGGCGCGGUGCUCGAGGCCGUGGUGGCAGAGCGAGAGGCCGGGGCCGAGAUUGUGGACUUCGGCGGAUUCGGGAGAGAGUGUGGUGCCUAGUGUGGCGACUGCGUCGGUGACCCAGUCGGUAUCCGUGGCGAGUGAGGCCAGUGUGGAUGCGAGUGUUGGUUUGGGAGCGGGGGCUGCUCCGGGUUGGGGUGGUGCUCCGGCUCAGGGUCUUGAUGACUUAGUGGUGGGUUUGCUGACGCAGUUAUUGGCUCGUUUUCCGCCAGUGGUUCCACAGGGGGCUCCGGGAGUACCUCCAGUGGCAGAGGUGCAGCAGAGGGCUGCGGGAUUUGUUCAGCCGCAGGCUGUGGGUUUGAUGGUGCCGCCUAUUUGGAUAUGA
This is a messenger RNA of Microthlaspi erraticum, 396 nucleotides long. The record is from the annotation of a GenBank genome assembly. Lineage: Eukaryota; Viridiplantae; Streptophyta; Magnoliopsida; Brassicales; Brassicaceae.